This is a messenger RNA of Oryza brachyantha (malo sina), 1400 nucleotides long. RefSeq lists its product as uncharacterized. Lineage: Eukaryota; Viridiplantae; Streptophyta; Magnoliopsida; Poales; Poaceae. The coding region runs from base 232 to 708 and encodes 158 amino acids. The transcript has a single exon. The record is from RefSeq and is a predicted model, not a curated record.
UCAACGGUGUUUGAGUGGAACACUGAACUUUUCGGUGUCUCGUCAGAGUCUACUGAAAAACGUUUAUCAGAUGGGCGUCGGCGUUAAGCCCCAUCAAGAUACGAUUUUUAUGGCGGAUUAGUGGUUUUCGGGUCAAAAAGGCCUCCACUUUGAGUGGAGUGGAGUGGUGGAUGGUACAGGUUAGAGAGCAAACGAGAGGCCGACACGACGCGCGCGCGCGCGCGGGGCGGCAUGAAGGGCGCGGGGGCGGCGGAUGACGGCGACGUGGAGCUGCUCAAAGCGGUGGCGCAGGCGUGGCACGCGCAGUCGGGGAACCCGCGGGCGGCGGCGGCGGCGGCGCAGGGGGCGGACGACGGCGGCGGCGUAUCAGGCGGUCGCGGCGCGGGAGGUGGAGGCUCGCGGCGGCACAGGCCGUCACGGUUCAAGCUGGAGGCCGCGGCGGCGGCGGGGUCGCGGGACACGCGCGGCGGCGGGCGGGUGGCGUGGGACUUCGCGCAGUCGCUGUGGGACACGUACGAGCUCGUCGCCGUGGCGCGGAAGCUCGAGUCCGGCCUCGUCCUCGCCGACCAUCCCGGCGCCCAGGAGCGCGCCGCCAUCACGCACCGGCAAGGAGGAGGAGGGGUGAAGCGCGCGAGGGAGAGCAGCCGCAGCCUGAGGAACAUGUUCCUCCGGUCCUCGUCCAGGAGGUUCGAGGAAUCAAGCAGCUAGUGCUCUCUCUCCUCUCUUCCCUGUCUCUCGCACUCAACAACUCACAGAGCUCUGCAAAUUAUCAGAGCUAAUGUCACAAGUGUAAAGCUUCCCAAUGCCAUUUCAUAGAACAAUCAAAACACAGAACUUGUCAGAGCUAAUGUCACAAGUGGAAUGCUUCAUUGCACUAAAAUUGUACUUGUACCUACAAUCCAUCCAUUCAGUCAGAACUCAGAAAUGGUGUCAGGAACACAGAGAUUCUUAAACAGGGACACACCAGAACCCUGAAAAUUUGUGAUGAGAUACAACAUCCAAACAGACACACAUGAAUGGCACAAGAACAUGUAUUUUUGUGCUACUUUUUAUUCUGUUAUUCAAGACCUGCAUUUGCAGUGUAAGUGAAGGCAAGGUUCAGAUCUGAGGCCCUCCACUCCCUCCAGUUCCAGUGGGGGUGGUGGGGUGAAAUGCACCAUCAGCAGCAGCUGGAGGAUCAGCUGCUUGCGCGACGGCAACGGUAGCGGUUCCACCGCUUGUCUGGAUCGUGCUCACCGCAUCAGUUGCUGCACCACCGUUCACUGGCAAAGAGCUAUUUGUAAUGGCAUGUAUCUAAUUAAUCUUUUCUUUUUGGGUGCCCGGGUCAGCUGAAAUGCUACUUACCAAGGGUUUAUUCUUUAUUGGGAAUUAAUAUGACAAAACACAGUACGUCAAGAAAC